Pocillopora meandrina is the source of this 657-nucleotide messenger RNA. NCBI's taxonomy places the organism in Eukaryota, Metazoa, Cnidaria, Anthozoa, Scleractinia, Pocilloporidae. The record is from the annotation of a GenBank genome assembly.
AUGCUGUGUAUGUUGAGGGACAAAGCCACCUAUGUUACGUUAUUCCAGAAGAUGACAGCUAAGAUGCCCGGAUUAAAAGUCUUUCUACAAGCAUAUUCCACUGAUGGAGAGAAGCCACUACGCCAAGCUUUGGGACAAGAGUUGGAGAGGUCUGUUGCAUUUCUUCGUUAGAAUCACGUCAAGGAAAACAUUCAAGAUAAAUGUUCCAAAUUACAGAUUUCCCAGGCAGUCACCGAUGUCAUUGUUAAUGACAUCUUUGGCUCUGAAGCCCUUGUGUAUGUUUCCAAUGAACGUCUCUACAGAAGCAAGCUGGAGGAACUGAAACAGAAGUGGGACAACACUGAGCUGGCAGAUAUGAGAAGAGAGCCGCGAUUUUCAUCAUAUUUUCUCAAGUGCAAAGCAGACAAAAUUGGGAACCACGUAAGUGCGAAAGUGUCAAAUGAUGCAGAAUUUGGUGACGAGGUGCGGUGUAACAAUGUCUCUGAAUCUGGCUAUGCAGUAAUGAAGCACUGGCAAAAUUUUGAAUCGAAGGACAUGAGUACUUUUGUCGAUGAUGUCAAGGAGUUGGUUAAAAAACAAAGAAGCGACGUACAGAGAGCUUUCCUGGGUCUCCAUAGUCUUUACAUCGUACGACCAGAAUAUCAAGAUCACGUGUAA